ACAUACGGAAGUUGGUGAAUCUACAGUAUACUUGAUUCAUGAGUCAUUGAAGUGACACAUAUUACCGCACUGAAUCGCAGACUGAGUGCUGAUCGGAAUUCCUAAGUGUUUCAAUCUCUUGCCACAGAAUGAGUACCACCGCAGACGUAGCAGAUGAGCAAGGACUUGCGGAAGCUUUGGCUGAUCUAAGGUCAGAUGACACGGAGGUCAACCUCGUAGUUCUGGGUCACGUCAACGGCAACCCUAACCUCGUUGAUGUCGUACAUGUGGGGACAAGCCUCUCUGAGGUGUCAGAUGUUCUGGACCCUAAGCAGACUAUGUAUGUGGUGGUCAGACUGACCAGCACCUUUGACAUGUCCACCACCGUUAAGUUUGUGUAUGCACACUGGGUGGGAAACAAAGUCCCGUAUGCAACGCGAGGGAAAUGUGGCGUAGUGCAUGAAAGUGUUCGUAGCCGUCUGGGGGCCUUCCACUUGGAGCUUGAAACCGAUUCUGUAGAAGACCUAACACAGGAGGCCAUCAUGCAGAAGCUUGAAGAAAACUCUGGGACCAAAUCUAAAGUAUUAGAAUCCACUGAGGGCAGACAGGAGAGGGGGUUUACAUCCAGUCAAAUUUUAAGUAAUAAAACCAGUUCAACGGGUCACAAGUCCAUGUCUUCAACUAAAGUCAAUGCAGUGAGCAAAGAGGGCGCCCCUGUGCAGUUUGCCCCAGAGGUGCCAGAUGCUAUAGCUGAUGUUCGAGAUGAUGGCACAGCCACUAACUGGAUGUUGGCUGGCUAUGAACGUGGCGACCCCAAGCAGCAGAUAGUGGUAUUAGGCUCUGGCACAGGUGGGCUGGAAGAACUGAAAACGGGCUUUGAUAAUUCUCUUGCCAUGUACGCCCUGCUCAGAGUGACUGAUGUGGUGGACGAUAUCACCACUGUGAAAUUUGUCUACAUUUUAUGGAUGGGAGACAAGGUGAAGCCCAUGAGUAGAGCCAAGGUGUCCACACACAAGGGAGCCGUAGAGGAGAUGUUCAAACCUGCACAUGUCACAAUCUUUGCCUCAGAUCUCAGUGACUUGAAGGGAGUUAUGGAUAAGGUAACUUCUGCCUCAGGAACCAAGGUACACGUGAGAUCCUCCUGAAGCUGCGGCCAUUCAUCCACGAUCACCUGCUUAGGAACAUCAUUCUGUUACCAUAGUGAACGUUUUGAUUCAUCCUGUUGUUUUAAACCACGUUGAAGAUGGAAUUUUUAAUUAAAUGCUGUACUGGAGCUUAUUGCAGUUUGCAGCACGGUAACAAGGCCUUAUAGUGGUAAGACUGAAACAGAGUGACCACAGAUUUAAACUUAAGCUUCAGUACGAGAUCGGAUGAAAAUUCCAUCUUUAUCUCAACAUUCUGAUACAUUCUUCAUUCACCAGUGAACAGCUUGUUAUUAAAAAACAUUAG
Lingula anatina is the source of this 1428-nucleotide messenger RNA. RefSeq lists its product as uncharacterized. NCBI's taxonomy places the organism in Eukaryota, Metazoa, Brachiopoda, Lingulata, Lingulida, Lingulidae. Gene Ontology annotation, biological process: regulation of actin filament polymerization. Gene Ontology annotation, cellular component: cortical actin cytoskeleton; actin filament; site of polarized growth. Gene Ontology annotation, molecular function: actin filament binding. The record is from RefSeq and is a predicted model, not a curated record.